AUGGAGAAAAAGGAAAUUACUAACGUACAAGUACUGUAUAGGGAAUGGGGUUUUUACUUGACAGUCCUGGAGCAAUAUGCAAGAUCUUUACCAUAUUUCAAUAAGGCAUACGAAAAAAGCCCUACAGAUAUUAAAACAUUGCUGGGAAGAGCCUGGGCCCUUUCCAAAGACGUGAACUAUAAAGAUGCCUUAAUCGACGUUAACAAAGCUAUAGAGUUAGCCCCGGAUAACCUCAUAGCAAGAGCACAUAAAGCUCUGAUAACAUACUUAACAUGCGAGUUUGAAGAAGCGUUGGUCCAAAAUAGAAGGUUAAUACCUUUGAGAAACAAGCCUGAAAACUUCGUAAUGGGAGUUAUGCAUUGCACUGAAGCAAUACAAAACUGCCUAGGACAGAGGUGUGGUAGACCUUUAAGAGAUCAUUUUAAAAUUAUUAGGAGACUUGCUUGGAAAGACCAUUAUGCUUCUCUUAAAUCCUUCACACCUAAACCCAGAAAAAGACUAUUAAAACCUGUGAAAAGAAGCGAAAAAAAGAAGAUAAAGAAACCUGUACCUAUUGUUACAGAAGAUAUUCUGGAUACAUUGCAUAGUAACGUAACGGAUGAAGAAAAUAUUCCACGUUACACAAAGCCAUUCCUUUAUAAGCCAUUGCAAAACUACACUAGAAACAUAAAAAACUACAUGGCAGAAAAAUAUCUGGAGUCAAUGUAUUUGGAUAAAAUUUACUUGAACCAAAUUCGUACUGAAAAAGGAAUAAAAUCGCCAAACUUUAAUGGUACAGCCAAAAUAAAAGGCUUGGCUUUGAAUGGAUAUAAAACGGAAUUGCUGCGCACUAGGAGACCAUUUUACUACCUGAAAUACCUCGAGGCGCACUCCACAGGUGCAUUAAAAUCCAGACAAGAAAAACAAUUUCAGUUACUGCAAGAAAAGGCUACGAAAUAUGCCGAUAAAAGAAUCAAAGCUAUAAAUUUUGGUCUUGCGAAUAAACAUUGGAAAUAUGUCUUGACAAACGCUGAAAACCUCAGGGCUUUUUGCGAAAAAACUCCCAAGAAUCUACUAAAUAAUAGAGACAUGUAUAUGAGUGCUGUAUACAGUUCUGUAUGCAAUGCUCACUAUGAUAUGAAACGUAUAAAUAAUAACCAAUCAGAACACGAUCAAUUGAAAAGAGUCCUGGUUACAUUUGGUUUUCCCAUAUCUCGGACUCCAUCCAGAGAUUCUGGUAGUUAUAAAUUAACUUUUUUUGACAGCAAAUACAUCGCUUUAUACAAAGAACGCUUGAGAAAUGCUGAAACUCGAGAAGAAAUGGCCUGGAUUUACCACGAACUAUCCAGAUUCUACUCCGAUAAGAAACAUUACGAUUUAUCGAGAAUGUACGCCAAAAAAUGCCUAACCGAAGGCAGAAUUUGCGACAACACCAAAUGGGCGCUAGUGGUGACCACAGUUAUGAACUUUGAAGAGUUGCAAGGUUCUAAGGAGGUGGAAAAGCGCGAAAAGAAGAUUAUUGGUUUGAUGGCGGAUACGUCGAUGAAAAACGAGGCCGAUCACUUGUUUAGAAUAAUGUCAACAAUGCCUGCCACACGUAGAAUGUCGGUUAUGCCCGGAGUUAAGCUUGAAGAUCCGGUGAAAAUAGUGAGUAAUAAAAGAAUGUCUAUAAUGCCUGGCCCUAAAAAGGAAGCAAUGUAUGUGGAUUAUUAA
Messenger RNA from Brassicogethes aeneus, 1692 nucleotides. The record is from the annotation of a GenBank genome assembly. NCBI's taxonomy places the organism in Eukaryota, Metazoa, Arthropoda, Insecta, Coleoptera, Nitidulidae.